AUAAUUUAUUUGGAAGGAAAGAAAAGGUUGGGCCCAUACUGGGAUUAACGGUGGGCUGUGUUUGGUUUCCAACUUCAAAAUUGACAAAACCUCUCCUCUCUCUCUCUCACUACACUUACCCUCCAUGGCUCGUCGUGCUAUUGCCCAUGGAUCUGUAGCCUAACUUCACUUCAGAGAAAAAUUUUGCUGUUGGACUCUCUUGUGUUUAGAUUGAUUUCCAAUUUCAACUUUGGGGGAUAUUUGUUGUUGGGAGUUGGGACUUUUGGUGAAAGAUGGUUGGCAACCCUCCAUUGCAUGUUGCAACAUUGCCAAGUGCUUUAUCUUCAUCGCUUAUUACUCUACAUGGAAAUUCUUUACAUUGUAUGCCCUGUCUUCCAUUUAGACCCCGGAGAAAAAUCAACAGGAUAAGAGCUACAUCUGCGGAUGCAGGGCACGUUGAACCGUCGCCUGCUCCGGGAUCAAAGAAUCCACUUGCAAUUGUUUUGGACAUUCCUCAUACUGUUUGGAGGCAAACGCUGCGUCCAUUAAGUGAUUUUGGAUUUGGUGGCAGGAGCAUAUGGGAAGGUGGGGUUGGACUGUUUUUAGUGUCUGGUGCCGUUUUGUUUGUGCUUAGUUUGGCCUGGUUAAAGGGUUUCCAAAUGCGAUCGAAGUUCAGGAAGUACACUGCAAUGUUUGAGUUUGAUCAGGCUUGCGGUAUAUGCACUGGAACACCAGUGAGGAUCAGAGGGGUGACUGUUGGUGAUGUCAUUCGUGUGAAUCCUUCUUUAAGAAGUAUUGAAGCAGUUGUUGAGAUUGAAGAUGAUAAAACAAUCAUACCACGGAAUUCAUUGGUUGAAGUUAACCAGUCUGGUCUGCUUAUGGAAACUAUAAUUGACAUUACUCCUCGUGAUCCCAUUCCAUCACCUUCAGCUGGACCUCUUGACCAAGAAUGUUCUAAAGAAGGUCUCAUUGUGUGUGAUAAAGAAAAGAUUAAGGGUUACCAAGGAGUCAGUUUGGAUGCAUUGGUUGGGAUAUUUACCCGCCUUGGGCAAGAUGUAGAAAAAAUUGGUAUUGCCAAUAGCUAUUCAUUGGCUGAACGUGCUGCUUCAAUUAUUGAAGAAGCGAAACCACUUCUUACAAAGAUCAAAGCCAUGGCUGAAGAUGUUCAACCUUUGUUGACUGAAGUCCGUGACAGUAACCUAUUGAAGGAGGUUGAGAAUUUAACCCGAAGCCUUACACAAGCCUCUGAUGAUUUGAGGAGGGUACAUUCAUCCAUUAUGACCCCUGAGAACACUGAACUGAUCCAGAAGUCCAUAUAUACUCUUAUUUUUACCCUGAAGAACAUUGAGAAUGUUAGCUCUGAUAUUUUGGGUUUCACUGGCGAUGAAGCUACAAGAAAGAAUUUGAAAUUACUUAUCAAGUCCCUCAGCAGGUUAUUGUGAGGUCGAAACUCCAAUUAAAGUAGGAUAAAAUGCAAUUAGGUUACAUCCAAUGUUUUCCAUCAACCACAACAUUGAAGGAGAAAAUAGUAUUUUGUGACAGUUUUAGUUGUUUCUGAAAAUGUGACAUUACUUAUGGUUUUUACAUUCUGCUGUGAUAGAAAUUUGUUUCCAAGUCAACAAUGAGAGAGAGAGAGAGGGGGGAGGGGGGGGGGGGGGGGAUGUGUUAGUGAUUGGAUCAGCUCAUUGCUAUGUGCAUAUCCUUAUUUUACUGAAAUGAUGUUAUUCUUCUGGGUAGCAUGGAGGUGAUUCUUAAUGGUUGUCACUUGUGACAUUUCACCUAAAAUGCUCACACAAAAGUGAGGGUACAGGCUUAUGGUGUUUCAUUGGUGAGGUUUAAAGUUGUAGGUAGUUGUUUUUCAAAUAUAAAAAUUGAUAGGGGCAGGAUCAUUUGCUUACAUACAGAGCAUUUUGAUAUCAUUGGAACAGGUUUAUGGGUUAUAGUGCUUGACCUUCUAUUCUCUUUUUCCUUUUUGGACCCUUGUUUCCUUAAAUAUAAAGCUUUAACCUUGAAGUUGAGAU
This is a messenger RNA of Abrus precatorius (Indian licorice), 2000 nucleotides long. Its product is annotated as protein TRIGALACTOSYLDIACYLGLYCEROL 2, chloroplastic. The transcript has 6 exons. The record is from RefSeq and is a predicted model, not a curated record. Gene Ontology annotation, molecular function: lipid carrier activity; phospholipid binding. The coding region runs from base 273 to 1421 and encodes 382 amino acids. Gene Ontology annotation, cellular component: chloroplast inner membrane. NCBI's taxonomy places the organism in Eukaryota, Viridiplantae, Streptophyta, Magnoliopsida, Fabales, Fabaceae.